This is a messenger RNA of Schistocerca cancellata (South American locust), 2263 nucleotides long. RefSeq names its product achaete-scute homolog 5 (gene sage). Lineage: Eukaryota; Metazoa; Arthropoda; Insecta; Orthoptera; Acrididae. Gene Ontology annotation, molecular function: protein dimerization activity; DNA-binding transcription factor activity, RNA polymerase II-specific; RNA polymerase II cis-regulatory region sequence-specific DNA binding. Bases 94 to 504 code for a protein of 136 amino acids. Gene Ontology annotation, biological process: regulation of transcription by RNA polymerase II; mesoderm formation. The record is from RefSeq and is a predicted model, not a curated record. The transcript is spliced from 3 exons. Gene Ontology annotation, cellular component: nucleus.
GUCCGCGCGUGCGCGCUGUCGCCCCCCGGCGCGGACCCCGUGCGCAUCACGGCCGUCCCCAACGUCGGCUGGCGGCCGCAAGUCGCCUCGCAGAUGGAGAGAGAUUACAAGAAGUCUGCAUGUGAUAGAGAGAGAACGCGCAUGCGCGACAUGAACCGAGCCUUCGACCUGCUGCGGGAGCGACUGCCAACGUGCAAGCCGCAGGGCAAGAAACUCUCCAAGAUAGAGUCCCUCAGGCUGGCGAUCCGCUACAUCCGGCACCUGCAGGCGCUGCUGGAGGAGCCGCUGCCGCCGCCAGAGCCCGCGGGCCUCAGCCUGGGGGUGGGCCUGGGCCUGUCGCCGCAGCCCGCCCCCGCCGCCGCCCCCGCUCCCGUCGGCUGCUACUGUCCGGACCCCUCGUGCCAGCCGCCCCCGCACGCCUUCGGCUACGGCUACUACCUGCCCUCGGAGAUGGCUGCCCUUCACCAGCCCACCGUCGACUACUCGUUCCUGCAGCACUACUGAUCGCCGCGCCGCCACCUGACCGAACGGACAAAGACGGGACCCAACGCCAGUAGAGCUCGGAUUCCAUCCCCCCUCCCCGUCACCUUGUCUCUCUCGUUGCUACUACUAGUCGUCAGCGUUUCAUAAAACCCAUAUAUUCCACACACAAAGGUUAUGGAAGAUUUUGUUACAAUUUCAUCCAUAGUUAAAUAUGGAACAGAUUCGUAUCUAAAUGUUUUGUGACUAGUGAGUGUUUAGUAUUUUUAAGAUAUACGACGCAUCAGUGACCGCAACUGGCUCUAUCUACCACAUGAACAGUCCUCACUAACUAUCAAUUCCUUUGUUGCUUUGCCUUACGAUACACUGUCAUUUCUAGAGUCUAUUAUCACAGGAUACGAGUUAUAAUUUAUCGUUUAUAGUUGUGAGUCUGUUCUCAUAAUUCUAAUGCUUUCAGAGUCCGUCCUCAGACGCAUUCCACAACUUUUCUUUUUUAUUUCAGUCGUACAGGGAAGGCUAUAGCUGGCAGACCUAAGAAAAGACUUACAACGAUGAGAUUACGCGUUCUAAGGCCCAACUGAUCAUGAAUUACGACAAGCCCAACGAAGGUUACAGCAGCGGAAUAGUGUAUGGUCCAGCAGAACUACCUAGGAAACUUCAACUUGCGAUGAGUGGUUUCAUCUGUUAAAAUAUAUAAGAAAACCAUACCGCUCGGACAAAAAUUAGUUUCCUCUUAUGUAAAAACAGAUAACAGGUACUUACGUUGCACCAUUUUGUUUGACCUCCGUACAGUAUUUAAUGCGUUUGUUUUACGACAUAGUAGGAAAUAUUUUCCACAGCCCCACAGUAAUUUCAGGGAAAAUGUUAAUUCAUCAGCUAGACACACUUCUCAUUUAUGUUUCCACCGGAUAACAAGCCUUAUUAUUUUACGCUUUACUUAGAAGGUGCAAAUAAAAAUCUAAUCAUUCGUAAUUACGGUAACGCCGAUUCGGGAACAGAAACCAUAUGGGAUGUAAUAGCUGCCAUAAAAUAGAAAUCUAUUAGUAAUUCUUAUUUCCUUUUAUAAUUUGUUUUCCUUUUAUAUUCCACACGUAAGUAGUCAGACAGUUGAAAUACACCUUAUAGGUGCCAACCAACCAUUACAUAUAGAUUACCAUUGCACAUAUACAUUGCCUUUAUGUGGCGAGAAUGGUGUUUACAUGAAGCAUCUGAAAUAGAUGGACCACUGAUAUACGGUAGUAUAACUCUAGUCAGAGUGCAAACGCAUACGUACGGCAUAACCGUGAUCGCUAGCGUAUACUUUUAUCGACUGACAACGACAUAGUCAUAAUAAGGGGAAGCUGCGGUUCUCAUUCAGCACUGGAACUUCAGUGUUGCAUCUAACGACUGAGAACGCCCCAGAUCGAACCCAUAAGCUGCUAUUAAACUUUGCAUAGAGUUAUUUUCUACAGAAUUACCUCUUCACAGCAACGGAUAUAUUUCUGUUCCAUUUCACAUUAGAUCCGUGGGUGGCACAAUGCUUAGAUAUUCCUCCAAGUGGCUAUCCAAAAAUGCAUGAAACUAGUCACUUUACACGUGUGUGCAGUCGGAAGAGGAAUUUGUUUGCGUAGUAAUAAUUUGUCCAUAAGUAUUUAUACCUUGCAGUGAUUCUUGUUCUUGUAGAAUAUAAUCACUAGUCUUAACUACCAAUGUGAUUCUGAAAAUGCAGAAGCACUUACAAUAAUCAUGCAAUACAUGUACUUCAGUUUACUUACGUAAGUUAUAAACUCAAAAUAAAAUAUAU